AUGUCGCAAAAGUUGAAGGGCAAAGUGUGCAUUGUUACAGGCGGCGGCCAUGGCUUUGGAGAGGCCAUGGCCAGGCGCUUCGCCGAAGAGGGGGCUCAAGUGGUCAUCGCGGACAUCAAUCCCACGACCGGAUCCAAAGUUGCGCUGGAGAUAAACGGCUUGCAUGGAGAGAAAACAGCGCUGUUCCAGGAGGCAAAUGUCACCAGUCAAGCCUCGUGGGCAAAGUUGCUGGAGGCCUCGCUGAAGGAGUUUGGUAAGGUCGAUGUCGUGGUGAAUAAUGCCGGAACAACGUACCCCAAAAAGGCCUCGCAUACGGUCACCGAGGAGGAGUACGAUAAAGUCAUUGGUGUCAACAUGAAGUCCAUAUUUCUCAGUGUGGCCGUGGUUGUGCCAUAUUUUCUGGAACAGAAGGCUGGCACCAUCCUGAACAUUAGCUCGGUCGGAGGAAUCCGAGUCAAGAACGGGCUGGUAUGGUACGGUGGAACCAAAGCAUUUGUCAAUAAGAUCACAGAGGGACUUGCCUCGGAGUACGGCCAUUCUGGAAUCCGGGUGAACGCGGUCUGUCCAAUCCUGGGAUAUACCGACCUAGCACAAUCCUUUAUGGGGGUCGACGAUACACCAGAGAAUCGCACGAAAUUCGAGGCUUCUUUCCCUCGAGGCGAAGCUUUGAAGCUGAACACCUCGACCGGAUAUGUCGCCAAUGCUGCGGUAUAUCUUUGUUCCGACGACGCAGCGUUUGUGAGCGGCAUAUGUCUGCCUGUUGAUGGAGCGGCAACGGUAUAUGCUGCUGGAGUUGGUAAAUAG
This is a messenger RNA of Cladophialophora psammophila CBS 110553, 804 nucleotides long. RefSeq lists its product as uncharacterized. NCBI's taxonomy places the organism in Eukaryota, Fungi, Ascomycota, Eurotiomycetes, Chaetothyriales, Herpotrichiellaceae. Bases 1 to 804 code for a protein of 267 amino acids. The transcript has 5 exons. The record is from RefSeq and is a predicted model, not a curated record.